AGAACACCCGGAAAUAAGGUGUUGUUUAGAAAUCUCAGAUGGCGCGUUUCUUCAAAAACGUCAACAGACUUUGAUAUAUCAAGAUUAAUCUUCUAAAACCGUUGACAAUUGCGUGAGUGUGACAGCGUUACUGGUUAUAUAAAGUUAACGCUGGCAGAUCAGAUUUAUCUAAACGUUAGACGGCUGAAGUGGGCUGACAGCUAGAAUGGCUAGCUAUGUUAACUUUAGCUAAUCUUGAUUUCACUCUUCAUCUACCUAGUUUUCCUCCUUUGAUUGUUGUUGAUUUUGUUUAUUUCAGAUAGAAAAUGCCCUUGUCUACUCAGUCUCAGACGGGAGAUGACAACUACGUCCUUGUAGCUAGUCUGGACAAUGUCAGGAAUCUGUCCAACAUCUUGAAAGCCAUCACCUUCAAAGAUCAUGCAAUCUUCAAUGCCACACCAAACGGGUUGAAAGUCACUGUGGAGGACUCUAAAUGUCUGCAAGCCAAUGCCUUCAUUCAGGUUAGUGCAGGGAUAUCAAUACACACAUUCUGAGUCAUUAACCUUUAGAUGGGUUGUGUUCUCAUGUCUCGUUAAUGUUGUCAUUCUUUUCCAGGCUGAGAUCUUCCAGGAGUUUACCAUCAGAGAGGACUCAGUGGGGUUUCAGGUCAACCUGACCGUUCUUCUGGACUGUCUCACCAUCUUCGGGGGAAGCACAGUACCAGGUAAUGAAGAAGACUGUCCACUUGAUAUCCUUUCAGAUUUCUCCUGGGUGAUUAAAAACCAAUGUGAUGAAGACUUUUCAGGCCAAAACGCCAUUAUUUUAACCUUAAUAAAAUCAUCAGCUUUUUAUUGUAGGAGAAAGUCACACACACACGCACACACCUUUCUUUCUAAAAUGUCAGACUAAAAAACUAUCAAAGCUACUGGGAGUAACUGACAUGUCUUGUGUCUACAGGAGUGGCCACUGCCUUGCGGAUGUGCUACAACGGCUAUGGCUACCCCCUGACCCUGUUCCUAGAGGAGUGUGGUGUGGUGACGGUGUGUAAGAUCAACACCCAGGAGCCAGACGAGCCUAUAGACUUUGAGUUCUGCAGCACCAAUGUGACUAAUAAAGUCAUCCUGCAGUCAGAGAGUCUGAAGGAGGCCUUCUCUGAGCUGGACAUGACCAGCGAGGUCCUGCAGAUCACCAUGUCUCCCAGUCAGCCAUACUUUAGGUGCAAUACUUGUUUUGUUUUCUACUAAACAAAUUGUGUGUGUUUUUGAAUGAGAAAAUCUCAAAAUGGCAUUGUAUUGUAGCGAAUUCAGGACUCUUAACUGUAGUCUCUGUCUGCAGCAGUCCGUCCAAGACCUUUUGGCCAUUACACCAAAAGGCUGGAUACUCUUGACAAGUUCGCUGGGUGGUUACUAAGGUCAUUACGGCCACAGUAUGAUGGUUACAGAGUAUCAUCGUGCCACAGUAUGAUGGUUACAGAGUAUCAUCGUGCCAUUGUUAACCUUUCUUCUUUUUAUCUUACCCACUAAGCUACCUGUGGUGGCAGGUAGCUUAGUGGGUAAGAGCGUUGUGCCAGUAACCGAAGGGUCGAUGGUUCUAAUCCCGAGCCGACUAGGUGAAAAAUCUGUCGAUGUGCCCUUGAGCAAGGAACUUAACCAAAUUGCUCCGUAAGUCGCUCUGGAUAAGAGCGUCUGCCCUAAAUGACAAAAAAUAAAAUAAAAAAUAAAUAAAUUAUUGUUUUCAUAUUUAGGUUGUCUACCUUUGGGAAUUCUGGGAAUGCCCAUUAUGAUUACCCAAAGGAUUCUGACAUGAUGGAGCUGUUUCAGUGCACAAAGACUCAGAGUAACAGGUACAUUCAUCUUCUAUAUACUGAAUGACCAUCAUGGAUUUGGAUAUGCAGGAAGUGUGCUACUACAGAUUCCUGCAUUUCCUAGAAAUCAAGAAAUGAACAUGGAAUGCAUUUACUAAAUUAUUUAUAUUUUUGCUUGUCGGCCACGCUUUGAGGGUACGGCUUUCACUGGGAUAAUUAUGGUUGUGAAGUACAUGCUAACUGGAUUGUCACUUUGCUUAUGUCCUCUGUCAGGUACAAGAUGUCUCUACUGAAGCCGUCCACCAAGGCCCUGGCUCUAUCCUGUAAGGUCUCGGUGAGGACAGACGGCCGAGGGUUCCUGUCUUUGCAGUACUUGGUCAGGAAUGAUGACGGACAGAUCUGCUUCGUAGAAUACUACUGCUGUCCGGAUGAGGAAGUGGAAGAGGAGUAGUGAGAAUAGGAUUAUUUUUGUACAAGAAUACGAGGCUCAAAUCUUUUAGGUGUUAUUCUAAAGAAAUACUUGCAUUUUUCACUUGGCCCUGUUAUUUGGACUGUAUUUCUUGACUGUGUUAUUUGUAAGUAGUGUUGACUCUGGUACAUGUUCAUUUUAAAGUGAAAAUAAUUAAUUGCUAAUAGUUUCUCUCAAUUUGUUUUCUGGUUUGUUUUCAAUGAAUUAAUGCUGCUCUCCCGUUGUUUGGAAGUUUACAAGGAACUUGGAACAAUAUUUCUAUAAUCAAAAUAUUCCUUCACUUUUGAUAUUUUUUUUAACAUCUUAGUUUUGACAAUAAAUGUAAAUGCGCUACCA
Messenger RNA from Coregonus sp. 'balchen', 2588 nucleotides. NCBI's taxonomy places the organism in Eukaryota, Metazoa, Chordata, Actinopteri, Salmoniformes, Salmonidae. The record is from the annotation of a GenBank genome assembly.